CUAUAUUUUACCAUGAUUAUUUCAUGAGUCUUACUUGUCUAACCGGUCAGAUGGUGAACACCAGGUCCGGAUCAGGAGUUGAUCAGCCAGCAGUGCAGCGUCAGAGAAGAGGCAACAACCAGCAACCCAACAACAUGAGUGGAGGCAACAACCAGAACAACGGGCCACCGCCACCACCACCAGCAGGGAUGGAGCAGUUCCUUGCUGCGCAGACACAGCUAUUGACUCAAAUGGCCAAUGUCAUGGCCAAUCUACAAGCUCAAGCAAAUCAAGCUCCAGUUCCACAGCCACCACCGAGAGAUCGCCACCGUGACUUCAUGAGUCACAGACCUCCUACUUUCUCCCACUCUCCAGAUCCUCUUCACGCCGAUGACUGGCUCAAGACCAUUGAGAAGAUGCUAAAUAUAGUUCAGUGUACAGACAGGGAGAAGGUACUGUAUGCUUCAGGCAGAUUGGAAGGAACUGCAGCAGACUGGUGGGAUGCUUAUACCGCCGCCCAUGUUGAUCAAAACACCAUCACCUGGGAUGAGUUCAGGACCCAAUUCAGGGAGCACCACAUACCUGAGGGUUUGAUGAAGCUGAAGAGGCAGGAAUUUCUAGCUCUGAAGCAAGGUGGAAUGUCCGUAAGUGAGUAUCGGGACAAGUUCAUCCAGCUGUCCCGCUAUGCCUCCGCAGACGUGGCCACAGAUGGGCAGAAGCAGGAUUACUUCAGGCUAGGGCUGCUUGCACCUAUCAGAUAUCAGUUGUUGGUGCACAGGUUUGAUAGCUUCCAGAAACUGGUGGACAAUGCCAUCGCUGUGGAGAAUGCUCGCAAGGAGAUGGGCGAGCAGAAGCGGAAGUACGAGUCACAAGGCUAGUCUAGCAAUU
Panicum virgatum (switchgrass) is the source of this 867-nucleotide messenger RNA. RefSeq lists its product as uncharacterized. The record is from RefSeq and is a predicted model, not a curated record. The transcript has a single exon. NCBI's taxonomy places the organism in Eukaryota, Viridiplantae, Streptophyta, Magnoliopsida, Poales, Poaceae. The coding region runs from base 24 to 857 and encodes 277 amino acids.